Molecule: messenger RNA, 1644 nt
Organism: Portunus trituberculatus (swimming crab)
Lineage: Eukaryota; Metazoa; Arthropoda; Malacostraca; Decapoda; Portunidae
Product: isthmin-1-like
Exons: 5
Coding region: 1-951 (316 amino acids)
Source: RefSeq, a predicted model, not a curated record
AUGCAGAAUUCAGAGACGGAUGAGAUCAAAGACAAACCCCUUCGGAACCAAACCAAGACCGAUGUAACAAGCGAACUAAACACCUUCUUUAAGGUCGGUGCUGAUGACAAAACUCAAAAACAAGACAACACACAUGAUAAACAAGCACCAAAGACUACCGAUACUUCUGAAAAUGUCAAUACAAGCCAAGGAAUAACGUAUAAGAAAUCGAGGAAGAGAAAUAACAAAGGCAAUAUCAGCACCAUGAGGGAAAGUAACCAUGGGACAAAAACAGGAAAGCACAUCAAUGGCAGCACAUCCAAAGAGCACAAAAACGUUACAAGGAGUAAUGGAAGACAGCGUGCUAUGAGUUCUACCGAGAUGGUGGUGUGGCUUGCUGACACCCUCGAGGGAAUUCUCAGAAGUGGAGAGGACAGCAAACACAGACUUGGCACUUCUGGCAAAGAUGGAGAUCCCUGUGAUUCUUGGUCAACAUGUCGAGUAGAGAAGGCGCUGCAGGAACUUGCUAAUAUUGCUGGACUUCCAUCAUGCCCAUGUGUCUACCCGGCCGAACUUCCCUAUCAGCCUCUUAUUCAUGACAUAAUUCAUGAGAUGAACUUCAAAUGGGUGAUCGUGAGCAGCGAGAGGGAAAGGUUGGACGUGUACCACCGCGGGGCACAGCACUGCAUCCGCUCCUACGUCACAGCGGCCUCCCUCGCCUCCCAGACGUGUUGCUAUGAUAGGGACCGAAGAUUGCUUACCAGAGGCAGUGGUGCUGGAAGUCCAGUUUUAGUGAGUCCUCAGGUCAAUCUUGCUCUUCACUGGCAGGUGGAUAUCCUCCCUUGGCUUGUCUGCAAAGCUAACUUUCUAAGAUUUCAUGCUGUAAGAAAACCCAACAAUGGCCUGCGAUGUCCGGUCAAUCCAGACAACAUGAAGUACCAACAACAAGUUUAUAUGGCCACUGAUUACUAAAUAUUAUGCAUUUAGCACUGAUAAUUAACAUACCUACCAUCAUGACGUUCUUCAAUUUUAAGGCAUUACCAUGAUGCAUAGAGUCAUGAUCACUCUGUCAAUGAUAGAAGAUAUCAUAGUAGUAGUUAUUAUCAGAGAUAAAUUUCUUUGACAUGUGUAUGAUGUAUGGAUAAAAAAAAUAGGUUUAUACUAUGUAAGCGUGUGAGUAUUUAUCUAGUUUACCAAGUUAUAUUGUAAAGGGUUCGAGCGGGGCUUAUAAUGUCCUGUCUCCAUAUCUCCAUAUCUUCUUAGAAGCUGUGCAUAUUAUGUGUUGCAACAACUUCAUCAUUCAAAGUAUUCCACUUAUCCAUCGUUCUAUGUGGAAAACUAUAUUUGCCUAUCUAUCUUAUACAUUGUUAUUAGGUUCCCUUUUUCUCUUUUACCUUGUAAGAUUGGCAAUCUUAUAUCAUUCAGUCUUUCUUCGUAUGUUAGGUUCUUUAUUUCCGCCACCGUUUUUGUAGCUAUUAUCUGGGUCAGUUCUAAUUUUCUUAUAUCUUUUUCAAACAUGGCGACCAUACCACAGCUCUAUGUUCCAUCUGUAGAUGUAUCAUAGUUGUAAUAUUUUUCUUCCUCAUAUCCUUGUCCAGGUAGUGAAGUGCCACUCUAAUAUUAGUCAACAAUUCAUAUGUUGUUCCAAAUGUUUUGCUUAUGUGU